AUGAUCGUCCUCAGAACCGAAUUGCUCAUCUCGCUGCUUCUAAUCGCCGAUAUUCACCACUGCGUGGCCGCGAGCCGGAGGAACGACCGUUUCCUGAGCAAUUUCGGUCAGCCGGAGGAGAAAGGAGAAAAUCUCGAAAAUGCGAUCGACUCGCGCGGGCAGAUGAGGUUCUUCGACGAGCUCGGACAACUGACCGGUGAUAGAACAAUAAGUACGGUGAACCCGUGAUGACGUGCAAAACAUUCUCGAAGUGGUAAGCGGAAGUCGCAGUCGAUCAUGAAGAUCGUGCUGGCGCUGCUCCUCAUCACCGUGGCGAGCGCACUCGAUCACCAUGACGUCUACUCGUGGAAUAGACGCAGACAGGACUUCAAGGUCGCCGCAACUCGAUCGGCCGCACCGAUGAAGGUCAAAGAGACUCGCGCGCCGACGCCGGCCGCGCAAUCGAUUCGCAGGUCGAGGACGUCGAGUCCGUUCGCGGAUGAUUCCCUUCAAAACUCGCCGAGAAGACGCGCGCUCGUGGGGGACUCGGACGAGCAGCGGGACCUGUGGAGCCCCGUGGCCGUCAGGACGCGGCAGGAUUUGACGCGUGAAAACCGAGCCAUUGAGAACACCUUGAAGAACGGGAUCGGCAGGCCGUCUUCGACCAAAGUCGAGCAGUACUUUUCGAACUUUCCAUACAGCGAUGACACAUCCGUCGACGCCAUAUUGGGGAAUGCGGAGCAUCCGAAGAGCACAGCGUUCCUUCCGAAGGACAACGCGGAUCAUUUCCUGGAUCACAAAGUGGAAGAAGCGGACUGGAGCGCGCCGGAUGUAUUCGAGAAAGACGUCCAGCAUGAAGAAGAGGAAGAAGAAGAGCAAAUGAUGGAGGAGGAGGAAGAAACUAACGUGCAGGACUUCCUGGACGAGAUCAAACGGAAGAGACUGAACGGGGAUCUCGAAGGGCUCACGGCAGGACACCGGCAAGGCAGACACAGAAAGCUCACCAGUCAGCAGCAAGGCGCGCUUCUGGUGGAGACGCUGAAGAAGAAGCGAAACCACACCAGUGACCAUCGAGGGCACAGCUCCAACUUGCAGAGCGGCAUUAUGGAUAUGUUGGGCAGAAUGAUACCGCAGACCUGCAAGUACAAAGGUGCCAAGUUCGAGUGCGGUCUCAGCAUUAGCUGCGUUUUGGGCGGCGGUCGACCGGUCGAUCUCUGUUCCGGGGGCAUGAUAUGGAGCUGCUGCGUGGACGACGACGACAUACCUGAGAAAGUACCGCGACCGACCGUGGGUUUGCUGCAGAAUGCCACGUUUUCCAUAAACCUCGGCCACCAACAGCCAUACGUGGACGACGACGUGCACAUUUACAGCAGCGACCUGCGACCCAGCAGACCUACGACCAGCCAUCGGCCCGCGUAUUCGCACGUGGGCGCCAGCAGCGGGGGCGGCAAGCCGGGUAACCCGUACGAUCCGUCGUAUACGAUCUGGAACCACGAUCGGCCGACGAACGAUCUCGCGAUCGGCCAUGAGCGACCCACUCGUCCGUAUCACACGGUCCAGCUGGACUAUCCGCAGGACGGCUACCCGGCUCACGCCUCCGGCGUGCACGUGCCGAUCGAAGACUCGUCCAAUGCCGUGGACUACUCCAGAUACCGUGGCUGCGGCGAGCUCUACACAAGGAGCAACAGGAUCGUGGGUGGGCACUCGUCCAGUUUCGGCAGCCAUCCGUGGCAGGCCGCCAUUAUCAAGUCGGGAUUCCUCACCAAGAAGUUGUCCUGCGGUGGCGCCCUGCUGAACAACCGAUGGGUCGUCACAGCGGCGCACUGCGUCGCGACGACACCGAACAACAAUCUAAAGGUUCGACUCGGAGAAUGGGACGUGCGAGACGCGACCGAACGGCUUCUUCACGAGGAAUUCAAUAUCGAGAGGAAAGAGGUACACCCGCAAUACUCGCCCACCGACUUCCGCAACGACGUGGCUUUGGUGAAGCUGUCCAGAACGGUAGCUUUCAAGCAACACAUUGUCCCAGUCUGCUUGCCGGCGAGGAAUUUGAAGCUCUCCGGCCGAACCGCAACUGUCGCUGGUUGGGGACGAACCAGGCAUGGUCAAACUUCGGCGCCAUCCGUACUUCAGGAAGUCGACGUCGAGGUGAUACCGAACGAAAGAUGCCAGAGAUGGUUCAGGGCAGCCGGUAGGAGAGAAACCAUUCACGAUGUAUUCCUAUGCGCGGGUUAUAAAGAGGGUGGACGGGACUCUUGUCAGGGCGAUUCCGGCGGACCGCUCACGAUGUCUGUGGAAGGCAGACACGUUCUAAUCGGUUUGGUUUCCUGGGGUAUCGGCUGCGGUCGUGAACACCUGCCCGGCGUGUACACCAAUAUUCAGAAAUUCGUGCCGUGGAUCGAUAAGGUCAUGAGCUAAAGCGGAGAAGAGACUGUCUCGUCUCAGUUCCUUCGAAAGUCGGGUCGCUUCGCCCAAGAAGAAAAAGAAGAAGAAGAAGAAAAAGCAGAAGAAGAAAAAGGAGGAGGAGAAGAGGAAGAAGGAGAAAAGAAAUGUUUGCGAGAAGAACGACGCGCAGUUACCAAAGUCUUAAGACGUUCUUUAAGAACUCCCCAGCGACCGUGUUCGGUUAAUCGACCGUUGUUGAAGAGCAGACACUCACCGUCGAAAACUCGAGGAAACACAACGUUUUGUAUACAUUAUAUUCGAAAAUGGUAACGAAAGAUUAAUUAACGGAGCUACGGUGGGUGUAUUUUGACGAUCAAUAUUGACGAUGGCAGAACAGAGUGCUUAUUAAAAUACUGAAUGGCGAUACAUAAAAAUGUUUAACGCGAGGAACGCUUACGAUGGCUCAUAAGUUUUGCCGUUGUUAUUCGAAUCGCAAAUAAUUUAUUGCCUUGCAUAUUAAAAUAGAGACGCGGCUUGUCAGCGAAUCUAAUGCAUUGUUUAAGUAUUCGUUCUCAAAUUUGAUACAACGGAUUGCCGAGUCGCGAAAUGAAAGAAAAUAAUGUUGCCACUAAUGUCAUUGACUUUUGACAAUAAUGUCUGAUAUAAUGUCUGAUUGUAUAACGUCUUCUUGAUGAAUUUAAAUAAAGAA
Messenger RNA from Dinoponera quadriceps, 3073 nucleotides. RefSeq lists its product as uncharacterized. Gene Ontology annotation, molecular function: serine-type endopeptidase activity. Gene Ontology annotation, biological process: proteolysis. The record is from RefSeq and is a predicted model, not a curated record. NCBI's taxonomy places the organism in Eukaryota, Metazoa, Arthropoda, Insecta, Hymenoptera, Formicidae. The transcript has 12 exons.